AUCGAUCAAAUAAUUGUGUGCAGUUUUUGACUCGAUCUGAAAAGUAAUUCUCCCACCGCAAAGCCAAUGACUGCGAUUAAAAAUGUCGUUGAUCUGGAUGAUAUGUUCUACGAGAAUCUGUCCCUCGGGUUGGCAAAGAAAUUUGUAGAUAGCAUUCCCCGGAUAACGAACGUGACCUGCGAGAAGCGUCUGCCAUGCGAGAAGGCUCAGGUUACGGCAUGGGAAUCGAGGCACAAUAUCUACCUUCCGGACGAUAUGAAACGAUUCUAUCUAUCAACUGAUGGAUUUAACUUUUAUUGGAGCUACCAGUAUUCGCCUAAUGAUAUCCGGCGAGUGGGCCACAUCCACAUACCGCAUCUCAUUCAAAUCACCCUGGUUCGAGAUAACAUCGACACGAUACUGAGUUCAUGUCCCAACACUGCCGUAACGAUCCCACCCAUCAUACGCCAAUCGAAUUACAUAGACUCCGCUUCAGGAUAUUUGAACCAAUUGAAUCUAAACUCGAGGAGCAAAAUCUUCGAACUGAGCACAAUUACCGAUCUUGCCAAAGUGUGUCUGGUGUACGAAACGCCGGAAACGUCCAAUCCGAAGAUCUUCUUGCUCGAGAUGAGUAGUUUCAAGUGGCAAUUUCUGGCGGACACUUUCACCGAGUAUUUGCGUAUGAGCAUCGCCCAUCUAGGGUUGCCCUAUUGGGAGUUGUGCUUUUCCAGCUGUGGGCUGCCCUCCUGGACUGAGCAACUGUUUCUGUUGCUUGCUCCGCAUUUACUAGAGAAGAACGAACAUCGCCGAUUGAGGAACAUCGUCUGUGUCAACGAAAACCCACCCUACAACUCACUAGAUCCGGCUGUCUUCAGAACCAAGCCUCGAUGCUCCCGACAGAGUCAAAAGAACCGGCUAAACAGUUAGACGAUAUGUAUUAUAAAUGAUAUUGUAAAAUGUAUUGUUUUUGUACAUUGCCAUUUAACAGUUUGGUUUAACUUAAUUUUAAGUGAUAAUACUAGGAACCAAAUA
Molecule: messenger RNA, 1011 nt
Organism: Uranotaenia lowii
Lineage: Eukaryota; Metazoa; Arthropoda; Insecta; Diptera; Culicidae
Product: tubulin polyglutamylase complex subunit 2
Exons: 3
Coding region: 67-906 (279 amino acids)
Biological process (GO): protein polyglutamylation
Source: RefSeq, a predicted model, not a curated record